AUGUUUCUCUCUCUGUUUCUCCUCAUCUUUGCGCAGCUCGCGCGACCCGUUCUUUCUCAAUUACCGUUGCCAAACACGCCAUGGAUGCCCCCAGACGCAUCAUCCGGUGCGGAGCGCUCGUCCGAGCAAAGCACUCCUAAUACACAAUGGACGACGCUCCUCGGCAAUCUCCUGUAUUUCUACGAGGUGCAGCGCAGUGGCAAACUCCCAAGUAAUAAGCGCGUUCCAUGGAGGAACGACAGCUCCUUGGACGAUGGCAAGGAUGUAAAUUUGGACCUGACUGGUGGUUAUUACGACGCCGGCGACUAUAUCAAAUGCACAUUCCCAUUCUCUUUAACACUCAUGUCCGUUUGCUGGGGCGCCAAUGAUUUUGGGCAAGGAUACGACAUGGCAAACCAGACAGCAUACCUGGACGACAUGCUCAGAUGGGGAUUGGAUUGGCUCAUGAAGGCUCACCCAUCACCCAAUACCUUGUUCGUCCAAGUUGGCGAUACUGAAAUUGAUAAUGAUUACUGGGGCGGCGAUCUCAACAUCCCCUUGCCUCGCCCUUCAUACCAGAUCAACGCGACGAACCCCGGCACCGAUGCCUCCGCUGGCGCCUCUGCUGCAUUCGCUGCCUGCUCAAACCUCUACGCCAACCGCAGCCUUAGCACCAACGGCGCUUUCUCAGCUCCUGCCUCUCUUCAAAAUGCCACUUACGCUUCCCUUCUGCUCAACCACUCCCAAGCGCUCUACUCCUUCGCCACAGGGACGACGCAGCAAACGUACCAGACAGGGAUACCGCCUGUUGGCGAGGCGUACCCGUCCACAGCAUAUGGCGAUGAGCUCGCCAUCGCCGCGCUCAUGCUCGCGUGGGCAACGGGCUCAAGCGAUCUAUACGCACAGGCUGAGACGUACUACACACAGUUCUCCCUUGGCGGGCAGGAUGUCGUGUUCGAUUGGGACUCGAAGACGCCCGGAAUCGCCGUGCUCUUUGCACAGCUUGCACAGGCAGACCCGACCCUUGCCGGAAACCUAUCAUCUUGGCAGUCUGAGGCGGAGCGUUACUUUGAUCGCAUCGUCGACGGAACUGGGCGAGGACGCCUGACCAAAGGAGGGCUGCUGUGGUAUGAUGGGGAUUCAGAUAACAACUCUUUAAACCCGGCGCUGAACGCCGCCAUGCUCCUCACACGAUAUGCACCACUGGCAACGACCUCGGACAAGAGGUCAUCGUACCUGGCGUUUGCCAAAGGCCAGGUCGACUACGCCCUCGGCAAAAACCCGAUGUCAGCGCCCUACGUCGUCGGCGUGAACCCAAACGCACCCACAAACCCGCAGUCCGCAAUGGCGAGCGGCGGGUCGGACAUCAGCGCCGUCGACACUUCGCCUCCCGAAGAAGCGUACGUGAUAUACGGCGGUGUCGUCGGCGGACCAGACACGCGCGACCGCUUCUUCAACAUCCGGAGCGACUGGGUCGAGACGGAGGUCGCUCUGGACUACAAUGCCCCUCUACUCACGCUCACGGCUGCGCACGUCAUGGGCGACACCGCUGAUCCGUACUACACGCGCCUCCAGGCUGGCGCGUAUGCCGCGGUCAAGCCGCAAGGCCGCCCGUGUGACAACGCGCUCACUUGCCAUGGCGGGCUUUCGCGUGGCGCGAAGAUCGCGAUAGGUGUCGUGGUGAGCAUAGUCGGGCUUCUGAUCAUCGGACUGUCUAUCUGGUUCGUUCGCCGUAUGCGGAGGGGCGGUUCCAUUUUGAGGCGUAAGUUUUGAGGCAUGGUGCAUUUCAACGAAGACCGAUUGUUUGAGGACAAUGGAUGAUAUCGGACGCUUCUGCACUCCUUGUUCAGGAAUUGUUCGUGUUGUAUAACUUUAUAAUACUAGCUUUUGGACAAUGAAUGCCAUCGCUAGCUCUGAGGCGCUGAAAGCUC
This is a messenger RNA of Heterobasidion irregulare TC 32-1, 1910 nucleotides long. RefSeq names its product glycoside hydrolase family 9 protein. Gene Ontology annotation, biological process: carbohydrate metabolic process. Gene Ontology annotation, molecular function: hydrolase activity, hydrolyzing O-glycosyl compounds. Bases 1 to 1752 code for a protein of 583 amino acids. The transcript is spliced from 10 exons. NCBI's taxonomy places the organism in Eukaryota, Fungi, Basidiomycota, Agaricomycetes, Russulales, Bondarzewiaceae. The record is from RefSeq and is a predicted model, not a curated record.